AUGUCGGAGCUAUUGGAAGUUCUCCAGAGGACGAUUUCGACAGGUAAGGCAAAUAAAUUGUGGUUUUUAUGACAUUUUUCAGACCCGAAUGAUCAACAACGGGCCAUAAGCUAUAUCGCACAAGCAUGUGAACAAAACUAUGUAAGUUUUUUGAUUUUUAACGUUGUUACAUUGUUUUUAAAUUUAUGAGUAUUCAGUUAAUUAUUCUUUGUUUUUUAGCCCGAGUUCAUCAGGCAGUUAGCCUCGAUACUUGCCGCGCCAGAAAAUAUAGCCUUUGUGAGACAGGCUGCUGGUCUACAACUUAAAAAUACCCUGGUAGCUAACGAAGAAGAGAGGAGAGUAGUUCAACAUGAAAGGUAAUGUAUUGUUAUAGCUUUUAUACAUUAACUAGCAGAUGGAUUAAUAUAAAAGUCUGUUUAGGUGGUUAGGACUGCAACCAGAAGUACGUCAAUUUGUAAAAGAAUGUAUAAUGAAGACAUUGGGAACAGAAACUCGACCUUCUUCAGCAGCUCAAUGCGUUUCAUCGGUUGCAUGUAUUGAGAUUCCUCAAGGAGUAAGUUGCUUUUUAUUAAGGUUUAUGGUAUUUAGUUAUGGCCCGACGUGAUCGACUUGUUAAAAGCUAAUGUCACAAAUCAAGACAGCACAGAGAUGUUAAAGGAGUCUUCUUUGGAAGCCUUAGGGUACAUUUGUCAAUCUUUACCACAUUCUUUUAUGGAAACGUACGCAAAUAAUGUCCUAACAGCCAUUGUGUUUGGUAUGAGGCAAGAUGAGUCUUCGAUGUACGUCAAGAAGGCUGCAGUUACUGCCAUGUUUAAUUCUUUGGAGUUUACUCACAUGAAUUUCCAAAAUGAAGUAAGUUUUAACAACUUGUAUUUUAUUAUAAUAUGCUAACUUUGGGGUCUGUUUAGUGAUUUUUAGUUUUAUAUUUUUUUUAGAAAGAAAGGAACGUGAUCAUGGAAGUUGUUUGUCAAAACACUCAAUCUGGAGACAAAGAAGUAAAUGUAUUGGCAUUACAGUGCUUAGUGAAGAUCAUGUCAUUGUACUAUCAGUUUAUGGAGGCAUACAUGGCUGAUGCCCUAUUUCCUGUAUGUUUUUGCCGUUAUUAGUUUGUGUAUGAAUUUAAUUUAAAAAACAUUUAUGUUUUAAUAGUGGUUUGUAUAUAACGAAGUAAUAAUUUAUAUUUUUAGAUAACAAUUAACGCGAUCAAAUCAUCCGAAGAUGAAGUCGUACUUCAAGGAAUAGAGUUUUGGUCGAAUGUAUGUGAGGAAGAGACAGGAUUGGCAUUUGAAGCUGAAGAAGCCGCAGAAGAGGGCAGACCUCCAAGUCAGGUAUCCAAACACUACGCAAAAGGAGCGUUGGUGCAUCUGAUUCCACUUCUGACCCAGAUUCUGUGUAGACAAGAUGAAGACCCAGAGGAAGACGACUGGAUCCCAGCGAAGUCAGCCAGUGUGUGUAUAAUGUUGAUGGCCCAGUGUUGUCAGGAUGAUGUCAUUUCUCCAACCCUGCCGUUCAUAAGUGAAAACUUCUCGAAUCCAGAUUGGCAUCGACGAGAAGCUGCUGUGAUGGCAUUCGGAUCGAUUCUUGAUGGACCUGAUCCAAGCACUCUUUCUAACCUUGUACAACAAGCUAUCCUACCAUUGAUCGAGAGAGUUUGUGACGAGCAUGUAGGUUGUUUGAAGCGACAUCUUAGAAGUUGUUUAAAUUGUAUUUUAAAACUUAUUUAUUUUUUUAGCUGGCUGUCAGAGAUACUGCCAUCUGGGCGAUUGGUCGUGUUUGUGAGAUUUGUGUCGAUCUUGUGAGCAACGAAGAAGUUUUACAACGUUUGCUACCAGCCCUUUUCACCACCCUUCAACAGGCACCUCGUAUUGCUAGUAACUCGUGCUGGGUAAGUAUCUUUUACUCUAUUAAAGAAUAUUGUAUGUUUUACUUUUUUUAUUUUCUAGAUUUAAUUUUUAAAAAAUGCUUAAUUAUAUGAGAAAAUCUUAUAACAAUGUAACCUGGCUUUAUUUAUUAUUUUAGACAAUUUCUUCGUUGGUGAAAGCUAUAUACCAAACUGCUGUCCAAAAUGGCACUGAUUCAAGUGGGGAGCCAGAUACAUUUAUGUUGAGUUCAGUUUAUCAACAAAUGAUUCAAGAGUUGAUCAAGACCUCCGAAAGGUGAGUUUUUCUGAAAUCAUUGCUCUUUUGUUUGUUUCUGGCACUGUGGGAUGUUUAAAAGUCACUUUAAACAUUGUCUUUAGAGUAGACGCCAACGUCAACUUGAGGAAUGCUGCUUACGAGGCUUUGAUGGAGUUGAUCAAGAACAGCCCCAAGGAUUGCUACGCCGUCGUUCAGCAGACAACAAUCAUUGUUCUGUCCAAGAUCGAACAGCUUUUGCAGAUGGAACAGAACGCUGUGUCAUCAUCCGACCGUUCCCAACUCAGAGAUUUGAUCUCCCAACUCUGUGCUACUCUUCAGUCGGUGUUGAGGAAGAUGAGGCCGGAAGACGCUCCCAGAAUCGCCGAUACCAUCAUGACAGGUCUCUUCCAAAUCAUGAAUCGCUUCUCCGGCCGUGACAAUGGAGCGGUCAUGGAGGAGGCCUUGAUGGCUGUGUCUGCCCUCAUCACCGUGAUACGAACUGAUUUCUCCAAGUACAUGGACUCCUUCAAACCAGUACUAUACCACGCCAUGUCGAACCACGCGGAGAAGGACUUGUGCAUCAGUGCUCUUGGAGUUGUGACAGACUUGUGUACCGCCUUCGAAGGAAAGAUCUGCCAAUAUUCUGACGAAUUGGUUCAAGUCUUGAUUACACUUCUUGGUGUAAGUUAGUCUUACUUUGCAUUUUUUGAUAACCGAUCAGAAGUUUUAUAACUUAAGAAGUUUGUUGAUUUGGCUUUUUUCAAUUUUAUGUUUUUAGGAUGGAGCUGUAGACAGAACAAUCAAGUGUCACAUUAUCCAGAUCUUGGGUGACAUGAUUACUGCACUAGGCCCACAAUUCAGUCCAUACUUCCAACAUACCAUGGUAUUUGUCGACCAAGCAGUUGAAGCAUCUGCGGUUCCUGUUGCAUUGGUAAGUUACUUUUAAACUAUAUUAUAUUAUUAUUAUCUGCAUAAGAAAGUGUUUUACAAACGUUAAUAUUAUAAUAUGUUUGUAAUUGAAAUGUUUUUAGGACGAUAUUGACCAGGCAGACUACAUCACCUUGUUGAGGGAGAGUUGCAUCGUUGUCUACAUGUCGAUGGUGCAGUCGUUCAGGGAUUCAGAAGAGCACAAGCUGGUACUACAACAAUACCUGCCUCGCAUCAGCCAGCUGCUGAGCUCGAUUGCCAGCAGCCAGCCUCCAGCACCAGAAAGCCUGCUGGUGAUGGCCAUCUCAUUAGUUGGAGAUCUCAUUAAUGCUUUUGGUGUGUUGUCGAUUCCGUUGAUGGAUUCAGAAUCCGUGACAGUGAUCGUGCAGCGUCUCCGCCGUUCCAAACAAAACAAAUGCAAAACCGCGCUAACCUGGGUCUCACGAGAAAUGCAACGUGUGCGACGUCAAGCGACCACAGCCUAG
Molecule: messenger RNA, 3529 nt
Organism: Bursaphelenchus okinawaensis
Lineage: Eukaryota; Metazoa; Nematoda; Chromadorea; Rhabditida; Aphelenchoididae
Source: the annotation of a GenBank genome assembly